Molecule: messenger RNA, 1747 nt
Organism: Caenorhabditis elegans
Lineage: Eukaryota; Metazoa; Nematoda; Chromadorea; Rhabditida; Rhabditidae
Gene: C26D10.6
Product: G protein
Exons: 11
Coding region: 46-1587 (513 amino acids)
Source: RefSeq, marked reviewed
CUGCAGAUCCAUUUCUCUUCGUACUACCAAAUGUCAUGAGCCACCAUGCUCCGCAUCGUCAUCCUGUCCUUCCUUCAACUUUUUGUUGGAUUUUCACAAGGGUCAAGAUGUCGACUGCCAUGGACUGGAGUAUGGCUAGAAAAUGGGAAUGAGCUUAAUAUUACACACAAUUCUAUCGGAAAUUUAGGGAAUUGUGUUCAUAAAAGCAGGGAUUUGUAUUUAUUGACUAUUGAUACAUCACGAGGCGAUUGCUAUAGAUGCUUGAUAACGUUUCCGGUUCAUGAAAAUGUGCUCCACUAUAAAACAACACAAUGCAUAUUCGAUCCAGAAAUGUCACUUGAGAAGUGUUCCCAAUUAAUGAGUGCUGAUACAACAAUGCACACUUUAUUUAGAAAAGAAGCAAUACCAGUACCAUGUCCGAUCGAAGCUCCGAUGAAUUUCACAUAUCAAACAAAUCAAGGGAUCUGUAAUAGUCGAACUUCUCACCUUCAUAGAUGUGCUCAAUAUGAUCGUCUGGCUCUUCACUAUCAGGCGUGCCCAGAGAUUCCAAAUCGAGAAUCUGCGAUUUGGCAAAUGGAAUGUAUCGGAUCGUGGCAAUCAUUUGGACUUCAGUAUUUUGCUGCUCGAGUAGGAUACAGCGCUGGAGAACAGUAUAGAUGCUUUAUUCAUGAUAAAACUGGCAGCAGUGGGAGAAUUGGAGAGUCUGCUGAUGCUGGCUGUCAAGAGUUGACCCAUAUUGGAGCAGCUGCAACGACUCUUCAUUUCCGGCAAGACUCCCCUGUCUACUCUGGGUGUGAAUUUCCAGAAACUCUAUAUAGAGAAAAGUCUAGAAAUUGGGAAUCUAUGUUGCUUGGAACGUAUCAUCGUGUCUAUCAUGGAUCAUGGAUAUCAUCAGUAAAAGGACGAAAUGACACCGUUUGGACUUGUCUUCAAAAAGUCUCCGAAGAGAGUAAUGAACACUACACUUACAGAACUUAUGUAACAAAAGGAUGCAAAGUGGGAUAUCAAUGUGUCAGAGUUCACAUGCGUAAACCACACAUCGCCCACGUGGAAUAUGGAGAAAUCAGCCCUUCCGAAUCCUUUGCAGAUUGUUCUGAUUUUCCCGUUGAAACAAGAGAUACUCUUAUUCUUCAUGGCUCAAAAGAAGCAUGUCCAAUCCGUGGAAAACACUAUUCUAGUACAUGUUCAGACCCGAUUCUGCAAGUUGGAUGUUCAUCAAAAUACUCAAUGAACUUGGUUAGAGACUGUUCUUUGCCGGAUGGAGAUGAGCUUACUUGUGUGGCAAAUUUUAAGCAUGAAGAUAACACCUUCAUUAUAGCUCGGGAUAGUUUAUCAAGACAAUUAUUUUGUAUGACUUAUGUAUCCGAUCGAAUCAAUCUUUUAAGAGUCUAUGAUAGAGUUUCAUGUGAAGAUGUAUCAGUCAACAGUGCUACUAUUUACCUUUCAUUUAAUUUUACUUCUGAUAGCUGCUCCCCGUCGCUUCUCACCGGUUUUCUGUACUCUGCCACCAGUGAAGUGGCAUCAGCCUUUGAUAUUUAUCAGUUUAUCAUUUUAUUGCUUGUCGCUACUUUCUGGAAUAAUUUAUGAAUCUCCAAACAACGGGUUCUAAUUGUUAACCCAAGGAAAUUAGAUGAAUUUCAUGACAAUCUUCUUUCACCAGCCGUUUUUUUAAUGUUCUCGGGUUACCGAUCUUAGCCUCAGAAAAGUUCUCAGUUUGUUAAGAGUCAAUAAAUUUAUUUUUCAAAAA